AUGGCCGGCGACAACCCUCCUCUCUUCGUGCCGCUUGAGGGGGAGACGCCGUACGCCCACUACCUGAACAAGCUACACGCCGCCGUGCCGUCCGCCAUCCUGCACGAACCGACGCCGACCAGGGAGCAGGCGCAGGCUGCGACAGAUGUCUUUUUUGCCUACCAGAAGGUGCCGGGGGAGGCGAUGGAGGAAAAGGACAAGGAGAACUUUGCGAUCAACAGGGAUGCGGCCUUGCGGGCCUUUGGCGCAGUCACGACUCGUCGCGGACUAGGUCCAGGAUUAGGGUUGCAGAUUGAGAAGGGCAGAGAGAAGCGAGGUGGGAGGAGGAGCGUCGGCGGUGCGGGUGAGGCCGACGAGGAGGAGAAUGACACACCGGCCACGAAGCGCAGGAAAGGCGCGCAGAACGUCUCGCUCGAGGACCUCUACCAGAAGCUCGACGAGCUCGCGUCGCACGUCAAGACCCGCUGCAUCACUAAGGACGAUCUCAAGCACCUCGCGACCAAAGAAGACCUCAAGACGCUCGCAACGAAGGUCGAGGCGCUCGAAGAUACGGUCAAGGAUCGCAACAAGAAAGUCGAGAGCCUCGAGAAGACGGUCAAGGAUGUCAAACAGAAGGUCGAGGCGCUCGAGAAGACGGUCAAGGACGUCAACAGGAAGGUCGAGGGCCUCGAGAACGCGGUCAAGGACAUGAACAAGAAGGUCGGCGCGCUUGAGGAGACGGUCAAGGGUCUCGGCGUCAAGGUCGACGAGGCGCUCAAGAAGGACGGAACGCUCGACAAGGCGUUCGCAACGGUCCAGACGGACUUGACGGACCUCAAGCAGGCGAUCAUCGACUUGCAGACGGUCGUACAGGUCUUGCCGGGCCUUCAGCGCAGUCUCGCCGACAUCGAGAACUAUGUGAAGACGCGACGCGCGGACAUCAAGGAUACUUGA
Molecule: messenger RNA, 933 nt
Organism: Rhodotorula toruloides NP11
Lineage: Eukaryota; Fungi; Basidiomycota; Microbotryomycetes; Sporidiobolales; Sporidiobolaceae
Exons: 4
Coding region: 1-933 (310 amino acids)
Source: RefSeq, a predicted model, not a curated record